Adineta ricciae is the source of this 2886-nucleotide messenger RNA. Lineage: Eukaryota; Metazoa; Rotifera; Eurotatoria; Adinetida; Adinetidae. The record is from the annotation of a GenBank genome assembly.
AUGGAGAAAAAGGAAGUUUCAACAGUAAUUAAAAAAGAACCAGUUCGUCAAGAACGAUGGUAUUUCGGUGGUUUAGCUGGUGUACUGGCUGCAUGUUGUACACAUCCACUUGAUACACUCAAAGUUCAACUACAAACUCAACAACGUGCUGAUUAUGGACUCAUCUCUAUGGCAGUUAAGGUCAUACGCGAUGAUGGCUUCUUAGCACUUUAUAAUGGCUUGUCGGCAUCAUGCUUACGGCAGGCGACAUACACUACAACACGCUUUGCUAUCUAUGGUGCUGUAAAAUCGAUGAAAACAGAUUCCAAUUUGAGUUUUAUAGAAAAAAUUAGUCUUGCUGCUGGUUCCGGUGCGAUUGGUGCAUUCGUUGGUGCACCGGCUGAUCUUGUCAAUGUUCGUAUGCAAAAUGAUUGCAAAUUACCGAAAGAGAACCGUCGAAAUUACAAACACGCUAUCGAUGGUGUCGUUCGAAUCUGUCGCGAGGAAGGGCCUAAAAAACUGCUCAAUGGUAAAUUAAUCUCCAAUAUUCUCCUAAACUAUGUUCUUCUCGUUUAUUCAGGAGCAUCAAUGGCUGUUAUUCGUGGAGCGUUUGUCACUGUGGGUCAAAUUGCAUUCUAUGAACAAGCAAAACAACUUCUAUUAGCUAGUGGUUAUUUCAAAGACGAUAUCGUAACUCAUUUUAGCUCAAGUUUUCUUGCUGGUACCGGUGCCACACUAUUGACAAUGCCAUUAGAUGUGAUGAAAACUCGUUUGAUGAAUGCGCCACCUGGAACUUAUAAUUCAGUUUUCGAUUGCUUAAAAGAUAUCAUGAAAGUUGGCCCCAGCGGACUAUUCAAAGGGUUCAUUCCGGCAUUUAUCCGUUUAGAAAUGAAAAAACCGAAUAGAAACAAAUCGAUAUCUUCAUCCAUUCCAUCAAACACAUUGCCCAGUACUCUUCCAGCCGAUUUAGAACUGUUCAGUUCGUAUUCUCAUGAACAAGUUCAUAUCUACGAUAGACUUUCUUCAAGUAUUUCAUCCAUUUGCGAAGUAGCCUAUUGUACAUCUGAGGGAAUAAUCGUUUGUGCACCUCAAACGUAUCAACGGCGAUCAUCAUCUUCACAAAAUCUAUCAUCUUCUUCGUCUUCGAUGCUUAUCUCUCGGAUAGCAUAUCCAUUUCAAUCGACAGAUCAAACUAAUUCUAUUUCGACCAAUUCUUCUUCGUAUAUUUUCUUCCAGAAAAUCAAAACUCAACACCUAUCUCGUCUAUAUGAAGCUUACAAACGUCGACCGACGUCAUUAUCAUCGUUCGAUCGAUUACUCUGUUCAGAUAUAGUGCAAUACAAAGGCUUUCGUCGAUGUUCGUUUUCUCCAUGUGAUAUCACAUUCAAUCAGGGUCAGAGCAUCUUAGCGUGCAUAACUUGUGCCCAUGAAGUGUUCAUUUACGAAAUCAUUUCCUCGUCGAAACGCUUCUUUCUUUCCCAAUCAUCGAAUUUGAAAUUCGACUUAACAAAAUAUCUUUGUGAACAUACGCAACUCGACAAAUAUCUACACGACUCUGAUAAAGAACAAGAUUAUCGACUACUUUACUUCCAUCUGACGACAAGCAUCCUUUGGAAUCAGAAUGGUACGUUAUUAUUUCAAUUGCAAUACUCAGGUCAUGUGAUUAUUUGGAAAUUUGAUCGAUUGGAAAAAGAAAUUCUAUCGAUUUUUGAUACAAACAUUAGCAAACCAUUAGCGAUGACUUGGAAUGAUCAACGUCAGAUUUUGAUCGUUAUUGGCAAAGAGAAUCAACGAAAAUUGAUUCGAAUUGAUCAAAUGAAGGUGUUCGACAUAAGUAUUAAAGAGAAUGAUUAUAUGAAUGCUGAACUUGCGGAACUAAAAGAAAUAAAUGAUAAAUCCUUAUUAUUAAUUGAAAGUAAAAUGAAUUAUUGCAUCAGUUAUGAAAUCUCCCUCAAAACUAAUCAGUCGUAUGAAUGCACGCAAAUCGAUCAUCGUGUCCUUCCGUCAUCAAUUGUUGGUUUUCAUCAUCAACAUUCUUCUCUACUAAUCGGCUGCGAAGAUGGUUCGAUACAUUCUGUGACUAUCUCUCCUCAAGCACCUCCAAUUAUUCGUGAUUUGAAGCCCAUGGCUACUGGCCAAAUCAAAUCCUGUUCUCGUAAACCAUUACUGCUUCGUCAUUUUCAUCUAUCAUCGAAUGAUUUACUCCUUGCGCGAGUCUUUUACUCACCUAUUGUUUCGCCGAAUGUCAAAUUUGGCUUUGUAAUCUGUACAUUACAUCGCUGGUCAUCAACGUUAACCUUCGAUGAAAUUAUUGAGAAUUUCUUAGCAAGAGUCGAUACACCUCUAUGGAAAUCGUCAGAUGAAUUAGCUGUGAUUUUAAAUGAAGUUAUUCGUGGCACGACGCAUCAUUAUCAACAGAAAAAGAGUGCAAACGACAAUUUUCUUUCACUUCAACGACUAUGUCGUUUGAAUAAUCUACUCAACAAUACCAAACAGUUACCAAUACUCGAGAAUCAAUUGUUACAAAAUUAUCGACAUCAAUUAGCGCAGAUUUUCACUUCACAUUUCUCGAAAACAGUUUCGAAACUUUCCUCGAUUGAAGCAUCGAUUUACAACCUUUGUUGUAAAGACGAUUCAAUAGAUUCAUUGCUAUGUCCUUUGUGUAAUUCGACAUUAACAUUGACGAAUAACGAUCUGACAUCAUGUGUCUGUGUAAAUAAACACGUUUGGCCACGAUGUUGCCGAACAUUAUUACCAUUAGCGCUGGAAAAUGCUCAAACGUGUUCAUUAUGCGAUCGAACAAUAACAGUAAUUGAUGGCAAUGAUGAAAAUUAUGCUCAUUUUGCAAAAUAUAAAGAUAAAGAUUUGAAAUGUUUAUUUUCAUCUAUUUGUACUUAUUGUAUGUGA